AUGCUGUCGUUUCAGCCAGUGCUGGCUCGUACCUUUACUGCUGCCAACUGGCAGCGCUCUAGUCUCAACUCAGGAGCUGACGCGCACGCGAGGACGUUCCUGAAGAGAAGCACGUACCCAGCGACUGCUUCGUGUACACGCCGAGCACAACCGAGCCCCACGAGCACCGUCCAGUUCCUGAUGUGUAAGGGUGAUGAAAAGCCAGCGUACUUGCGGUUCCCGAUACCCGCGUAUGGUUAUCUCGGCAUUUCGAGCGUACUGGCGAUUGCGGCAAUAGGUUCUGUGUUCGAGCUCAGCUCCGGGAAGCCGCAGUACGGGGUCGUGUUCACCGCGAGCGUGUUGGCUCUGAGCCUGCCCGGGUUUCUGGCCACCUUCUGGCUCGCUUUGGAAAAGGGACGAGACGAGUCUGACCAAUAG
Cyanidioschyzon merolae strain 10D is the source of this 417-nucleotide messenger RNA. RefSeq lists its product as hypothetical. The record is from RefSeq and is a predicted model, not a curated record. Lineage: Eukaryota; Rhodophyta; Bangiophyceae; Cyanidiales; Cyanidiaceae. The transcript has a single exon. The coding region runs from base 1 to 417 and encodes 138 amino acids.